AUGCAAACGAAGCUCGUACCUGCAGAUCGUACCGCCGUUAUAUUCUGGCCGGGUAUAUCAAUAUUGCUGUCGGAUCUUCUUCGGUGGGCCAAAGUCACGCCUAAUAUCCGCCUUGUUAAGGCUACAUUGAAUGCAAACCCGAAGGCAAUGAGUGAUCGAAUUUUAAUUGGACGUGAGCCAUUAUGUCGUCGAGAAUCAGUUGAUCAAGCUGAUUUCGACUACAAUUUUGUGGUGCCUUUGGAAUUAGUGAGGACUAUGGAGCGAGUAUUAAUUGAAGAAAAGCGUCAUGACCGACGCAUUAAAAGUCUGCUACAGCCACUAGAUGUAUCCAAGAGUACCACCGAGAUUGUGGUGCGCUACGGCAAGCAAUUGAAAGAAUUCAGAAGCCGAGCCGUAUUUCGCCAGACUAAUUUUUACGCAAUCUCUCAACUCUGUUCAUCUUGGGAGAAAGACAUGACGUGGCUAUGCUUGUCUUGGAGUUCAAUGCUAGUUGACGACGUUGAAUUGUUUGGCAAGGAGACGACUGUGAAUAUCGAUCGAAUUGGGGGGGGGGGGCGUGAAAAAGGCUGCGCUGAUGAUAUACCGCAGAAGUAUAAGACUGUAGCAUUGCAAGCAGCAUUUGUACUACCGUCCGGGGCGUUUACGCUUGACUCCAACAAGGCGACGUGCGAUAUGCGGUUUGGAUGUCGUGUAUUUGAUCCAAGCGCCGGGUUAAAUCGCUGGCCAUCGACACCAACAAUUCCUGGACGACGAACAGUAACUUGA
Messenger RNA from Phytophthora nicotianae INRA-310, 765 nucleotides. RefSeq lists its product as hypothetical. The transcript has 3 exons. The record is from RefSeq and is a predicted model, not a curated record. Bases 1 to 765 code for a protein of 254 amino acids. NCBI's taxonomy places the organism in Eukaryota, Oomycota, Peronosporomycetes, Peronosporales, Peronosporaceae.